UUGUUACAUUUCAUGAGUUUUUUGUAGUUCACCAUCAUGGGUUUUGUGAUCCCUUUGUUUUUUGUAGUUCACCAUCAUUGAAUAGUUGGUCCUUUCUUUUUUAGGUCAAGUUGUAUUUAUGUGUAUUUAUGUGUUUGACACGCGAAAGAAUCCAAGAGCUCCUGAUUUGCAUAAAGUUGUUGAGAAGGAUGAGAAGGAGCUGUUGUUGCUGCUGAUGGCCAUUUGCCUUAGUGAUGGUCUUGAAAUGAGGGUUGCAGAUGGGAAAAAGACAAUUGCAACAUUUUUUAGCUGUGUUAUGUCUACUAUUGGAGGAAACAGUGCUGGUCUUGGCAAUGCUGUGGUUAAUGUGUACAUUAAUCACGAGAAGAAGUUUGCUUUUGUGGAUAUGAGAACUAUUGAAGAAGUGAGCAAUGCAAUGGCAUUAGACGGGAUAACGUUUGAGGCACUUGUGGUGAAGCUAAGGGAAGGCACCGGGCCAAAUGCUAAUACUGGUGUUAUCACUAGAGUUCUUGCAACUGUUGGGGAGCUUGCUAGGGUGGGAGGUUUUGGAAUGAAGCAAUAUCUUGGUGAACUAAUGCCAGUAAUUGUUGAAGCCCUCUUGGAUGGAGCUGCUGUUAUAAAGCGUGAAGUGGCUCUCGCAACUCUUGGUCAAGUUGUAUAGAGCACUGGGUAUUAUGUUUUCAUUGUUAGUCCAAGCCAGAAUAAAGAAGGAUGGUUGUGUCAGCCUGUCAGGUUGGCAGCUAGCAUUAAACUUGGGCUGAUGUUUUUAUCAUGAAUCCUGACAACUUUGAGAUUUGUUUAUUUUAGAAAA
Molecule: messenger RNA, 811 nt
Organism: Magnolia sinica
Lineage: Eukaryota; Viridiplantae; Streptophyta; Magnoliopsida; Magnoliales; Magnoliaceae
Exons: 5
Coding region: 119-661 (180 amino acids)
Cellular component (GO): nuclear speck; commitment complex; U2-type prespliceosome
Molecular function (GO): poly-pyrimidine tract binding; pre-mRNA 3'-splice site binding
Source: RefSeq, a predicted model, not a curated record